UUCUCUUUGAGCAUUGAGCGAUCGAUGAAAAAAAUAAACACGAAAAAAAAAUCAGAGACCCAGUAAUCACAGAGUACCUACUUUUUACAUAGUAAUAAAAAUUAAAAACCAAGAUAUCCACCUGAAUAGCUGCAAUCAAUUUAUUGAUAUUGUGAACUGUGUCAUGUUCUACAACUAAGCAAGUCAUAAACGUUCUACGUGAAAAUCCCAUGGGAUCAAUAACAAUUUUAUCUUACAGAACUCCCACAGUCAAACCAAGUGCGACUAUAAAAAGGAACGCUUCAAGAUGGAGCAACAAGCCAGCGGAUCUUUAAGUGAUACCGAUUAUUUCAUAGAACUUGAGAUUGGUCAUGAUGAUGACAAGGACCUUAUCAUACCCAAAGAGGAGAUAUCCAAUAGUAGUCUAUACUCAGACACUCCAGAAUUAGACCAACAAAUCAACAUGGAAACAGAAACUGCUGAUUUGCAAAAAGCGCAUAAGUCAUCUGAAGAUAGAAGAGCACAAGUUGAACAGGACCCUUUCCAGUUUGAAGUUAGUUUGGACAACAGCCAACUAUUCAAUGAUACACAGACUGUUACUCACUCAAACAGUAGCACUCCACAAGGUAGAAGGAAGAAAUCCAAAUGUUCAAAAACCACCAAAAUAAAUUUGAAAUCACUUCUCAAAAACAAAUUUGAAUGUAGCCAUUGUCAAUACUCUACUAAGUAUAAAGAUCACUUGAUACAACACUUACGUUCAAGACAUAGGAGUACUAAACUACAUUCUUGCAAAGUUUGUAGUUACAAAUGUGCCCGAAAAUAUACAUUAAUGUUGCAUAUGAAGACUCACACUGCUGAAAAUUCUUAUUCCUGCAAAUAUUGUGACUAUAAAUGUACAACCACAAGUGUUCUUAAGUUACACAUGAGGAUACACCCCGGAGAGAAACCUCAUAAUUGUGAUCAUUGUGACUAUAAAGGCUCAACAAAAGUUAAUCUAAAAUACCACAUGAGGACUCACACUGGUGAAAAACCUUAUUCCUGUGGAUAUUGUGACUAUAAAGGUGCGACUGCAAGUGCUCUUACGGUACACAUGAGGAUUCAUACUGGAGAGAAACCUCAUAAUUGUGAACAUUGUGACUAUAAAGGUACGACCACAAGUGCUCUUAAGGUACACAUGAGGACUCACACAGGAGAGAAGCCUCAUAAUUGUGAACAUUGUGACUAUAGAGGUUCAACCUCGACUGCUCUUAAGGUACACAUGAUGACUCAUACUGGAGAGAAACCUCAUAAAUGUAAGCAAUGUGACUAUAAAUGUUCAACUACAAGUGCUCUUAAGGUACACAUGACAACUCAUACUGGAGAGAAACCUCAUAAUUGUGAGCAGUGUGACUACAGAGGUUCAACCACAAGUGCUCUCAAGGUACACAUGAGGAUUCACACUGGAGAGAAGCCUCAUAAUUGUAAGCAUUGUGAUUAUAAAUGUUCCACCACAAGUGCUCUUAAGGUACACAUGAGGACUCACACUAGCGAGAAAACACAUAACUGACUAUAAAUAUUUAACCACAAUUGGUCUUUAGGUUCAUAUGAGUGCGACCAAAUUGGUACAAUUUGAUUCUUAGGGGUGUGAUUGACUGCUCUGAGCUGCACAACAAGCUCUGCUCCGUUUAUGCACCCACUGAUUACAGCUACCUCCGCCGCCGCCGCAAGUUUUUCGUGAGUCCGUUUAGUCGCACGGUAGCGAGCGCCAGGUCUCCCAUACCGCGCACUUUGGCAACGCUGAACGCGCUGCUGAAGGAGUCCCCUCGCUGUGACAUAUUUGCUGACAAAUAGGCUGACCUCAUAGGUUAGAUCCUGCACUUUUGUGAAAAUU
Messenger RNA from Maniola jurtina (meadow brown), 1849 nucleotides. Its product is annotated as zinc finger protein 239-like. Gene Ontology annotation, biological process: regulation of cytokine production; regulation of immune system process; negative regulation of transcription by RNA polymerase II. The transcript has 2 exons. The coding region runs from base 287 to 1525 and encodes 412 amino acids. The record is from RefSeq and is a predicted model, not a curated record. NCBI's taxonomy places the organism in Eukaryota, Metazoa, Arthropoda, Insecta, Lepidoptera, Nymphalidae.